ACGACUGCACAUUGGUUUUUCAAGACGAAGUACAUGCCAAGCAGAUUUCCGAUCGUUAUUUCCGGUGAGAGAGGAAAGAGCGUGUCGCCUGAUCUCGUGAUCACUCACGCCUUCCCUUCCAAUACAAAACCUAUGAAUCCUCAUUCAAUUCCAUCUCAAACCGUUUUCCAUUAGUCUCUUCAUCCUCACUCGUUUCACCUUCUCACCAUAGUUGAAUACACACGCGAAUCCACACCUAUCAAAGACAACUUCUAUUCACGAUGGCGAGCGACGAAAAAUUCAUGAUGACCGUAUACACAGAUACAGGCAUCGAACACCGACUGGUCACCGACGAAGAGGCCGCAAUGCUCAGAAUAAAGUCCAUCACCAUCUCACUCGUCCUCGCAGCAAAGCACAACCUAGGCUACCCGGAAGGCUCGCGACACCCUCACGCCCCAUCAAAUGAAAACGACUUGGAGAAGAUCAAGACUCUAUUCCUAUUCGGUCGCGAUAUGGAUGUCUCAAAGUGGGAUACCAGAGGAGUCGCUUCCCUAAACGCGUUGAGAGAGCAUCUCAAGGCUAUGGUUCCGGGCGAUAAGUUGACUGCGGGAGAGGUAGCUUCUAUGGUCGCUCUUAUGGAAAAGAAGAGCAUGUUGAGGGUUUUGGGUUUGCAGAAGUGGUCGAAGGCUCCUUGUUCGAAUUUAAAAUGCCCGACGCAUGGCAAGGGCAAGAAAUGAGGAUGGAUCUGUAGUUGACGGCUCUAGUGGGUGGGAGUUUGGUACAUGCUCAUAAGACUGGUAUUAGUAAUUCCUGUUUUCGUACUCUCCUAUCCAUGCCUUCGCCAUUAACAAAAGCCCAUCUAGUGGCUUCAAUUAUGACGUUCUUGAGCAAGCACGACAUUUUUCCACGAGUUUAUAAGAAGA
Molecule: messenger RNA, 902 nt
Organism: Mollisia scopiformis
Lineage: Eukaryota; Fungi; Ascomycota; Leotiomycetes; Helotiales; Mollisiaceae
Exons: 2
Coding region: 261-716 (151 amino acids)
Source: RefSeq, a predicted model, not a curated record